UACGCUUCAAAGCAUGUUUACCAGUGAAUUUUUAGAUUUUGUUGAUCCAGGGAACAUUUCAACAAUAACAAAGUUGCUUCUGAAGGAAAAUAUAAACAAUCUACGAAUAUUGCAUAAUGGACCAUGUGACACGAUGGAAUGCUUCACCCGGUGAACUUUCACUGUGACGUUUGAACUGUGAAUGGUGCUGUUUGUUUCGAGUGGCUCAGCAUUUGAGCGGAAAAACAAUCCUUCACAGCAUAUUUUGCGGGCGAAUAGGAGAGUGCUGAAAAAUGAAUUUAAUGCGCUUUUUCACUCUGUUAACUUCUGCUCUUUCCCCGAUGGGAAACAACUCUUCAUUUGAAGUCGACCCAGACACCCUUGAAGAUAUCGAUGAUGCCUUCCCUCUGUCCAGAGGCCGUGACAGUAGCCGGGCCACGGCCAUCGAAGCAUCAGGUGAGAUCCUGGGGGAGGAGCUCUCUGCCGCUGCGGUCAACGCGUGCACCCUGGAGCCAGACGCGGUGCGUACAGGCUGUGGCCGCAGCUCCAACCUUACGCAGGCUGAGUGUCAGUCGAGUGGAUGCUGCUGGGAGCCCCAGGGUGACCUGGAGCCGGCGUGCUACCAGCGGCACGGCCUCCCAUCGGUGGUGGAGGAUGCAGCUUACUGGCAGCAAAUCGGCAUCACAGCAUUAAACCAAGCCCUCCUGACCCAACCGAUUGUGAGGACAGCAAAGAAUAUCAUCCUGUUCAUAGGGGAUGGCAUGAGCCUUUCCACAGUCAACGCAGCCCGCAUCCUCAAGGGUCAGAUGGCCGGACACACGGGAGAGGAAUCCCACCUCUCCUUUGAAGACUUCCCACACACCGCACUGCUGAAGACAUACUGCGUGGACAGGCAAGUUCCCGAGUCUGCGUGCACGGCCACAGCCUUGCUGUGUGGGAUAAAGAGCAACGCCAACACCAUCGGGGUGUCCCACAGUGUGCAGUUCGAAGACUGUGGCACAAUGAGCCCCCAGACCCAGGCCGACUCCAUCCUCAAAUUGGCGGCUCAAGCAGGGAAGACAACGGGGCUAAUCAGCACGGCACGGGUGACGCACGCAACCCCGGCACCGCUGUAUGGGCACUCGCCCAGCCGCGCAUGGGAGCACCACGUACCGGCCCCCGCACGUGACCUCGGCUGCCAGGACUUGGCCACGCAGCUGCUGCAGCACAGCGAGCACAUUCAGGUCAUUCUUGGUGGCGGUCGGAGUAAUUUUUUCCCGAGCUCUGUGAAGGAUCCUGAAUACCCAGAGACGCACGUGGGAAAGAGGCAGGAUGGACGGAACCUCGUGCAUGAGUGGCUUGCUCGCACGUGGGGUAAAAAAUCUGACUACGUUUGGACAAAGAAGGACUUUGAAAAUAUUAACCCCGAGGACACGAAUUACCUUCUUGGACUCUUUGAGCCGGGACAUAUGGGAUGGGCUCCCAGCCACCUUGAACGGAAUGACCCGUCCCUGGCAGAAAUGGUGGAAAAGAGUCUGAAGAUCCUGCAGAAGAACAAGCAUGGCUUUUUCCUCUUUGUUGAAGGUGGGCUGAUUGACAAAGGCCACCAUGAGGGCCGAGCGUCGCGGGCGCUGCACGAGGCGCUGGCUCUGGACAAGGCGGUGCAGCGCGCCCACGAGCUCACCGACCCAGCCAACACGCUGAUCGUUGUCACGGCAGACCACGGCCACACGCUCACCAUCGGCGGGCACCCCAGCAGAGGCAACCCCAUACUGGGGCUAGUGGACACGGAAGUGAGCGAUGUGGACUACCUACCCUUCACCACGCUCGCCUAUGCCAAUGGGCCUGGGCACAGCACUCGUCGCGACAUUGUGGAUACAGCUGCAGACGACUACAGAGUGAAGAGCGCGGUGCCACGGACAAGGGAAACGCACAGCGGGGAGGACGUCCCCGUGUUUGCGAGCGGUCCCAUGGCCCACCUCCUGCGUGGAGUGCAGGAGCAGACCUACGUGGCCCACGUUAUACGCUAUGCCGCAUGCCUGGGCAGUUAUCGCGAGAGCCACUGCACCCGAGAGGGCAGGACGCCCAGUUAAAAGGCCUUGGCAUUCUCUUCUUUGUUGAUGUAUGGAGAAAUAACUUUGAAUUUACGUUGGUGCCUUAGUAUUUGGUGUUUGGGCAGCAUUCAAUGGUCAGUUCUGGAUGACAGUAGUCGCACACUGUAGAUUUUUACAUUUCACAUUCGUGCUUCACGUAUCCGUAUCUGCAUCGUUUGUGCCGAUGCUGUUUAAGGUUGCCCAUAAACUUCGUUGAAGAUCGUAGCUGUUAGUUCUUUCUGCUCUUUAAUGAGGUGUUUGUGACUUAGUGGCCUUUGUGCACAGCAGUGCAUCUGCUGUAGAACAUUUCCCUACUACAUAGCAGCCGACCAUUUGUAUACUUUAGGGAUGAGAUUGGGAUUUUAAAACGUCAAAUGCAGGAUACCCGAAUAUUCGCGGGAGCACCUUCCUGGAGAAUAUUAAAACUCAAAGUUAAAAAAAUAGGUUUAGGGAGCGUAAAUAUAUUGCAUUUAAACAUAAACUGUAUGUAUAUAUUAAUGAAUAAAUUGUAUGGUAGUUUGUGUUAUUUAACAUACCUUUUAUAAUGAUGAAUAUAAAUAUUUAAAAAAAUAGGGUUAAAUAAAUUUAUAGUUCACGGUAUUUCCCCACUUCUCUCUCCCCCCCUACUGCCGAGGCCUUACUAUAUAACCUCGUGCCAUGGCAGAUCUCUCGCCUACUUCAGCAGU
Petromyzon marinus (sea lamprey) is the source of this 2737-nucleotide messenger RNA. RefSeq names its product alkaline phosphatase-like. Gene Ontology annotation, molecular function: alkaline phosphatase activity. Lineage: Eukaryota; Metazoa; Chordata; Hyperoartia; Petromyzontiformes; Petromyzontidae. Gene Ontology annotation, biological process: dephosphorylation. The record is from RefSeq and is a predicted model, not a curated record.